GGUGACAUGACGUCACCCUGACCUCUAACACACCGAACUCUGCCUCGCGGGCAGAGUAGAACGCAAACCAGCGAUGUUUGUCCCUCUGUUAGGAUUGUUAAAGCCUCUCGCCCCUCUCGCCAGAGUCGCCUCCUCGUCCGCGAGGUGUUGUCUACUGCCGAGGCCGUUGUUGCCGUCCUCAUCGCGGCGUUUCAACUCGAACCGAGCGUCCGUGGUGCGAACGGCGAGGAACGUGUAUCCGCGGCCGUACACGCUGCUGCUGGCUCGACCGGACGGCUCCACUGUACGGAUCCGCUACACGGAGCCCAAGAAAAUCAUUAUGCUUCCCGUGGACCUGGACGCGCUGAGCGAGGAGGAGAAGCUGGCGCGACUGCGGGCACGCGGAGGCCGUAAGGAACGGCCAAAGUCGAGCGCAGAGGACGACCUGGGCGAUGAGCUCCACACGGACACCUACAGCAAGUUCUGGAGGAAGAAGUGACGCUGGCGGCCCCGGG
This is a messenger RNA of Lethenteron reissneri (Far Eastern brook lamprey), 494 nucleotides long. It is a transcript of the gene MRPL55, whose product is annotated as mitochondrial ribosomal protein L55. NCBI's taxonomy places the organism in Eukaryota, Metazoa, Chordata, Hyperoartia, Petromyzontiformes, Petromyzontidae. Gene Ontology annotation, molecular function: structural constituent of ribosome. Gene Ontology annotation, cellular component: mitochondrial large ribosomal subunit. Gene Ontology annotation, biological process: translation. The record is from RefSeq and is a predicted model, not a curated record.